This is a messenger RNA of Portunus trituberculatus (swimming crab), 1587 nucleotides long. RefSeq names its product galactose-3-O-sulfotransferase 4-like. Gene Ontology annotation, molecular function: galactosylceramide sulfotransferase activity. Gene Ontology annotation, biological process: glycolipid biosynthetic process. Bases 279 to 1541 code for a protein of 420 amino acids. Lineage: Eukaryota; Metazoa; Arthropoda; Malacostraca; Decapoda; Portunidae. The record is from RefSeq and is a predicted model, not a curated record. The transcript is spliced from 6 exons. Gene Ontology annotation, cellular component: membrane.
AAAAUAAUUGAUGAAAUAAGAAAUAUGGACAUAGACGCAUGAACAUAAAAGUGGAUUUCAUUAUACCUAACCUAACCUAACCUAACCUAACCUAACCUAACCUAACCUAACCUAACCUAACCUAACCUAACCUAACCUAACCUAACCUAACCUAACCUAACCUAACCUAACCUUACCUAACCUAACCUAACCUAACCUAACCUAACCUAACCUAACCUAACCUAACCUAACCUAACCUAACCUAACCUAACCUAACCUAACCUAAUGAUUAACUGGCCAUGGAGGAAGAAGAUGCUACUCCGCGUUAUGUUCGCGUGUGUAGGAGUGUGUACACAAGACAUCUGAAGACAGCCGUGGGGGGCGUGGUGGUCCUAACCGUGGUGUCUGUGCUCCUCUACGCGCCCACGUCACCCACGCUCACCUACACGCCCGCACACGCCCUCAGCGGAGAUGCAGCGGCGGCGGCGAUGGGCGAGGGUACACCUGCCCCCAUGUGCUCCCCUGUGACCCACCUAUUCUUCCUUAAGACUCACAAGUGUGCCUCUUCCACCGUCCAGAAUAUCUUGUUUCGCUAUGGUUACUCGAGGAAUCUUACCUUCGCCCUGCCUGCUACUGGGAACUACCUUGGUAACCCCGCGCUGUUCCAGGCUAAGAACAUGCCCAAGAACCUAUUACCGAGAGACGGCCGUGUUGACAUCUUCGCAGUGCACUCCCGCCUCAACCCGCCCCAACACAGCCUGGUCCUGCACUCCGACACGCGCUGGUUGACUGUGGUGCGGGAGCCAACAGCGCUGUACGAGUCACUGUUUAGCUUCUACCAUAUGAACAACGCCUAUGGGUUUGACUUACAUGAGUUUGGCAAGAAGAGCGCCCAGGAGCUAGCCAACCUCCCACGUUACGGCGGGAAGCUCGGCAAGAACCAGAUGCUGUUUGACUUAGGCUACAAAGCAGAUCUGACAGUGACGGAGCUGAGAAAAGCCUUGGAUGAGAUAGACCAGAGAUUUGACCUGGUCCUUAUCGCCGAGAGAAUGGACGAGAGCCUGAUACUUCUUCGACACCUUCUUUGCUGGAGUCUUUAUGAUGUCGUUGUGUUUACCAAGAACGCGAGGAGGAGCGAGGUGAAGAAGGGGCUAGACGAGGUUACGAUGAGGGCUUUAAGAGAACUGAACAGCGCUGAUGUUAUUUUAUACGAGCAUUUUUUGGGGAAGCAUAAAGAGGCGGUGUUUGCGUUUGGUGAAGGGAAGAUGGCCAGUGAAUUAUCAGCGUUGAGAAGUUUAAGAGAUGAAUGUUACGAGGAGUGUGGCCUGAGGGAAGUCAAAGGAAGGGAUAAGAGUUUGAAGUUUAAGGAAUAUUCCGGGUUAGUGAAUGCUUAUGUGGCUGAAAAUACUACAGAUUCUCAGUGCCUUCUGCUCUCUCUUCCCGAGUUGGCCCUUGUAGAUUUAGCAAGGAAAAAGCAAGUUAGUUUGGUGAAUAAAAAGGAUGUUUCGCCGCCUCCUCCUCCUCCUCCUCCUCCUCCGCCUCCUCCUCCUCUUCCUUCUUAACCUCUUCCUCCUCAUCCUCCUUAAAAGUUGUUGUUGUUUUUCUUGU